Molecule: messenger RNA, 5175 nt
Organism: Megalops cyprinoides (Indo-Pacific tarpon)
Lineage: Eukaryota; Metazoa; Chordata; Actinopteri; Elopiformes; Megalopidae
Gene: yeats2
Product: YEATS domain containing 2
Exons: 30
Coding region: 277-4722 (1481 amino acids)
Biological process (GO): chromatin remodeling; regulation of transcription by RNA polymerase II
Cellular component (GO): NuA4 histone acetyltransferase complex
Molecular function (GO): histone binding
Source: RefSeq, a predicted model, not a curated record
UUCUUUCUGCAGUUUCAUGGCGCUGAGCGACCCUACUAUCCCAAGAAAGCAUUGUCUUCGAAUGAGGUUUCCUGCAGAUAUAGGUAUUACUGUACCUCUCAGCCUAGAAUUUUGCAGAUAUACGCCACUGGGACCUGGCAUACAACAGUUUUACACCUCUCCGGAUCACACCACGGCAAACUUUAGCAUUUUGUUUCGGCUGGGUUUUACCGGUUUAGCGACGUGCCAGGUGCACAAGUCUUGUUCCAUCGACAGUGAACAGUUUGAGGCGCAAUUAUGUCAGGCGUCAAAAGGAAGAUUGAAGACAAAGACCCGGAUUAUGAAGACAUCUCCGUUGUGCAUCAGAACAAGAGACAUAAAGUCUUGGAACAGAAUGCCCGGGAAGCAACGAUACAGAAGAUUGAAGCUAUCAUAAAAGAUCAGUUCUCCCUCGAAAUGAAGAACAAGGAGCAUGAGAUUGAGGUGAUCGGUCAGCGUCUCAACGAAGCGAGGAGAAUGAUGGACAAGCUGAGGGCCUGCAUUGUGGCCAAUUACUAUGCCAACACUGGGCAGCCAAAGGUCCUAGAGCAGUCUGCCAAGAGCGACCCCUCCGUCUUCAACCACCCGGCCAUCAAGCGCUUCCUGGAGUCGCCCUCGCGGUCCUCCUCCCCGCUCAACCACGGCUCGGAGACGCCCUCGCUCGUGCAUUCGGAGACCGAGUCCCUGUCCCAGCUGGGCGAGGGCCUGGACCGGGAGGGGGAGAGCUGCUGGAGGGACGAGGCCGGCCGCCCGGAACGCCGGCCAGGCCGCAACACAGGGAAGGACACCUUUGGAGUUGCGGUCCCCCGUGACGGUGAACAGCGAUUCACAUAUCACACCACAGGAGAAGAUUCGUCCCGGCUGUAUGUGAAAAAGACCAUCGUAGUGGGAAAUGUGUCAAAGUACAUCCCCCCGGAUAAGAGGGAGGAGAACGAUCAGUCAACGCACAAGUGGAUGGUGUACGUGAGGGGUUCCAGGAAAGAGCCCAGCAUAGAUCACUUUGUCAAGAAGGUGUGGUUCUUCCUGCACCCCAGCUACAAACCCAACGACCUCGUGGAAGUCAGUGAGCCUCCCUUCCACCUGACCCGUCGUGGCUGGGGUGAGUUUCCUGUCCGUGUUCAGAUCCAUUUCAAGGACCCCCGCAACAAACGCAUUGACAUCAUCCACCACCUAAAGCUGGACAGGACGUACACCGGUCUGCAGACGCUGGGUGCAGAAACGGUUGUGGACGUGGAGCUACACCGAAACUCUCUAGGGGAAGACUUGGUCCCCUUCCCCUGCUCCUCUUCCUCCCAGCAGGGGAGCAGUAGCCACCCCUCCGCCCCCUCCGCCGCCCCUCCUCAGGCCCCAGGUUCGUCCGCAGGCCCGCCCACCUCUCCAGUGCGUCUCACCCAGGACUCCCACGGCGGCACGGAGAAAGGUUGCCCGAUCAAGAGCGAGGCCGGCAGCAGGUCCGGCGGCUACGACCCCCUCCCCUCCGAGCGGACCCCGUCCCGGCCCAAAGUCACCGAGAAGAUCACCCUCGGUUCCCAUGGCAACUCCGCCUUCCAGCCAAUCACGGCCAGCUGCAAGAUCGUGCCGCAGGGGCAGGUGCCCAAUCCCGCCGAGUCUCCCGGGAAGUCCUUCCAGCCAAUCACCAUGAGCUGCAAAAUCGUGUCAGGCUCCCCCAUCUCCACCCCCAGCCAUUCGCCCCUCCCGCGCACCCCCACCUCCACGCCCGUGCACAUGAAGCAGGGCUCCUCUGUCAUCAACAACCCCUACAUCAUCGUGGACAAACCCGGGCAGGUCAUCAGCAUGGCCUCGGCCUCGGCCGCCGCCGCCUCCUCCUCCACAGGGAGUCCGACGGCAAAGCAGGCCAGCGCAGCCCAAAGCUGCCAGGGCACGCGCUCACCGGCCCCUAAAGUGCAUGCCGGCAGCUUCCUGUCGUCUGGGGUCAAGGUCAUCAUAAAGCAGGAGCCAGGGGAAGUCCUGUCUCAGCAGCAGCAGCAGAUGCUGGUUUCCACGGCAACGCCCCAGCAGUCAGCUGGCCAGCAGUUUGUCGCAGUGAAGGGCGGUCACAUGAUCGCCGUGUCGCCUCAGAAGCAGAGCGCCGGCGCCCCCGGGGCCGGAGCCACGGCCAGCAAGGUGGUGGGCAUCCCGAUGGGCUCGGCCCUGCAGUCGGCGGUCAAGCAGGUGGCCAUCAGCAGCGGCCAGAUCCUGGUGGCCAAGUCCAGCCCCGCCGUCUCCAAGGUGAUGGGCCAGAAGCAGGUGAUCGCGCAGGGCGUGGCCAAGGCCAUCGUGAGCGGGAGCGCCGGCAUCGUGGGCCAGCAGGUGCACACCGUCACCAAGGCAUCGAGCGCCUCCGCCACGGCCGCCAAGACCGGAGGCCAGGGAUCAGUUAUGGCCACCCUCCAGCUCCCGGCGAACAACCUGGCCAACCUGGCAAACCUACCUCCGGGCACCAAGCUCUACCUGACCACCAACAGCAAGAACCCCUCGGGCAAGGGCAAGCUUCUGCUCAUCCCCCAGGGGGCGAUACUGCGCGCCUCCAACCCCUCAGGUCAGCAGUCCCAGAGCGCAGCCUCUGUGAAUUCUGGGAGCUCCCAGCCUGCCCCCAGCAGCACCAGCAGCAGCAGCAGCAGCACCAGCAGCAGCAGCAGCGGCGGCACCAGCAGCAGCGCCCUGCCUUCAAACCUGUCCUACACCUCCUACAUACUCAAGCAGACGCCCCAGGGAACCUUUCUGGUGGGCCAGCCGACGCCGCAGGGCUCGGGGAAGCAGGGGGCCAGCUCGUCGGGUCACAGCGUGUCGUCCCCGGCCUCCGUCACGCAGCAGGCCAUCCGGGUGACGGCCGGGCAGAAGGCCGCCAUCCUCGCCCAGGUGGUGGGAGGCUCCCAGGCAUCGCAGGUGAAGCUGUCGGAUGGCUCGGUGAAGACGGUGACGGCGAGCCACCUGUCGAAGCCCGGCACCACCACGCUGAGGAUGACAGGGGGCGUGAUCACGGCCGCCAGCACCAGCGUCGCCCCGGCCGGCAUCGCCGCGGCAGCAUCCACGCAGCAGCCCGCCGAGGGGUCCGGUCUGAGCCCCUGUCCCGCCGCCCCGGGGGCGAAGCCCGUGGUCCAGCACCCGGUCCUGGUGGCGGCCAGCCAGGCGGCGGUCAUCAGCGUGGCCAAGAGCGCCAGCACCGCCGCGGCCGUCGCCGUGGCUAAGAGCGGCGGCCCCGCUGCCGUGGUGACCGUCGCCAAGAGCGUCAACAUGCCCGUCAUCAGCCUGGCCAAGGGGGCCGGCUCAGCCGUCGUGGGCGUGCCCAAGAGCGCCAGCCCAUCCCUGGUCACUGCUGCUUCCCUGGUCACCAGCGGGGGCGCCGUGAGCGCGAAAACGGCCGCCACGCUCUCAGGAAUGCUGAAGAUCCACUCCGGCCACAGCAGCGCCCAGCAGACCGUGCUGACCAUCCCCGCCAACCAGUUGAAGCAGCUGGGGGUGAGCGGCUCCGGCGGGGGCGUGCAGACCAUCCUGAUGCCCGUCAGCAAAGUGGUACAGUCCAGCUCUGUCGCCAAGGCCCCGGCCGCCACCAUCGCCGCCGCCACGAGCACCAGCGGAGCUGCGGCCGCCCCCAGCACCGCCGUGCAGAUCACCCCCUCUUCCUCGUCGUCCUCCUCCUCGCCCUCCAUGGCUCAGGUUUUUACAGUGAAGACAGAGCCUGGAGUGGUGGGACCCAGCAACAGCUCCACCCUGCUGACCCCAGGGACCGCCCUCCCGCCCCCGCCAGCAGCCCCUGCCCCCGCUGCUGCUGCCGUUCCUGUUCCUGCCCCCGCCGCCGUCAAAGUGGAGCAGGGGGCGGAGACACAGCACGAGCUCAUCAACACGGAACACGUGGAGAACCUAAUGCAGCUGUUAACAGCGGUGGUGAAGAAGUUUCCCCUCAUCGUCCCUGAGAAAACGGAGGCGUCUCACCCGUUCUGCGCCGAGUCCCUGGAGCAGUAUUACUCCUGGAACAUCGGGAAACGGCGGGCAGCAGAGCUGCAGAGAGCGGUGGCGGUGAAGAGGCUGGUGCAGGACGUCCUGGACAAAGCCCCCCAGCUCCAGGCCAUCCCCCCGCCCAAGACCAAGGAGGUGGUGCAGUGGUGUCGGCAGCGCGGCUACACCCCGCCCGACCUGGAGCCGCGGCGGAGCGAGGAGGACUCCAUCGAGGACAUCCUGACCCAGAUCGACAGCGAGCCCGAGUGCCCGUCCACCCUGCUGGACGCCGAGGAGCUGUGCCAGCGCCUGGAGGACCUGCAGAAGCUGCUGAAGACGGAGCCCGAGGAGGACGGCGAGCCGCUGGACAUCGUCAGCGUCCAGGAGCCGCCCGUCAAGGUCCAGGUCAAGCAGGAGGGCGAGGAGGCCGACCAGGAGCUCAAGUUCUACCUGGGGCCCUCCGCCUCCACGCAGUUCAUCAGAGACUCCGCCCAGCAGAUCGGUGUUUCGUUCCAGCAGGUGGAGGUGGAAAAGAAUGUGUACGCUCCGGCCGUGGAGGAGAUGAUCCUGAAGGCCACAGAGCAGUUUGCCAGUGAAAUCCUGAGAGAAGCUCUGGCUGGUGCAUAUCAAAAAUCUCCUCAAAACAGGGUUCCCAGAGAGAUCACGGCGAUGGACAUCCACCAGGCCGUCAGCAGCAUUCCCACCUGCGACUUCCUCACCAACAAGUACAUGGGCGUGCUGGUGCGGGAGGGCGGCCACACCGACUGACCCCGGGGGGUUAUGGGACUGCAGACCCAGGGACAACGGCGAGCAGACCGCCGGAGAAUUCCGCCCAGCCGGCAUUAAAGCGAAGGAAAGACGACCCCGAGCGGUCAAGGGUUCGAAUGAUACGACACAGAAAGAUAUCCAGACUCUACGUAGAGGAUGAGCAGUGUAGUGGUGCCGGCGGAAAUGAGCUCCAGUGCUCAGGCGCCUCACUAAACCCCUUAGUUUUCUCCACAGACAUUAGUAGGCACUCAUGCUAUGGGAAGAAGGGCAAAUCCCCUGACCCCCGUCACCUGAGGAUGGCUCUGCCAAUUCAGUGUUCCAGCAUAGUUUUUUCCCCAGUUUGGUUAGGAGAUUGUGGAAUCACAGCUACUCCCGCUGAAUUCCAGGAAGGCACAGUCAAGCAGGUUUCCAGUCUCUCUCUUUCUCCUCUCUCUGUCUCUCAUGCACUCCCCU